This is a messenger RNA of Phalacrocorax carbo (great cormorant), 3423 nucleotides long. The record is from RefSeq and is a predicted model, not a curated record. Lineage: Eukaryota; Metazoa; Chordata; Aves; Suliformes; Phalacrocoracidae.
GAACAGCCGCCAGCUCCCGCCGCAGAGACCGCUCUCCUCCCUGUUGGCAGAACCGCACGAAGGCGCCCGGCAGCGGCGCCGGCCUCGGGAAAGCCUUCGCCGUAGCCCAGCCGCGACCCUGCCGCCCGAGAGUGAAGAUGAGCGAUGAAGAGAUUCUUUUGUGUGCAGUACGACUUGGAGAAAACUUCUGCCUCUAUUUUGCAGAUGAUGAUGGGCUGGAAUGCGAUGCCUUUUGUCAGGAAAAAACUCUCGCCCAAGUCCUUCGAAAUGUAAAUAGCCAGUUGCUUGUGGUUCGACCAGAUUUAAACAUGGCAGCUUUUGAAGAUGUGACAGAUCAGGAGAUGAAAUCUGGCAACGGAAUGCACUUCAACAUUCACUAUUACAAAACCACCACACCUUCAGCAGGGAUGCCUGUUGCAUUCAGCAUCCGGGUAGAAGAUAAAAGUUAUUACAUGUGUUGUGAGAAAGAAUGUGGGAAAAUGAUAGUUCGAUUUAGGGAAGGAGAAGUUCCCAAAGAAAUUCCUGGUGAAAGUAAUGUAAUCUUUUUCAAAAAGACAUUUACACCUUGUAGCUCCAGAGCAUUUAAGUUUGAAUACUCACUAGAAAAAGGAAUGUUCUUGGCCUUUGAGGAAGAAGGUUGCUUAAGAAAAUUAAUUCUAAAGAAACUAUCACGAGAAGAUGAAGUGGAUGAAACCAUGAAGAUAAGCUUCUAACUUCAGUCAGAAUGAAAGUCACAAGCUAUGACAUACUUCUCCAGUCUUAAAAUAUAUUUUGGCUUUUUAUAAAAGAAAUCUUAUUGUUUCUUCAUUUAAGGCAAGCCAGUUUUAUGUUUUUUAGCUACCAUAAAUCAGUACAAAAGAAGCAUCUUAGAAAGGAAAAUAAAUUCAAAUUAUUGGCAAAAAGCAGAAGGAUGUUUUCCAGUCAGAUAAGAGGAAAGAGAAUUACAGAAUGGAGAAACAAGAAUGUGCAUGCCUACAUUGUCCUGUAUAGUCUGAUGCCUAAAAUCUUUACUGCCUGUUGAUGAAACAGCUUUCAGAUUGUGUGUCUCGCAGGUGAAAUAGAGCUAUUUUGGGGAGAGAGAAAACCACUUAAAAUAACAGAUUUCAUAAGCAGACCAUGCACCUGGCCAAUAACCACCUUAUUAGUUUUUUGUAUGAAGAUUAUUUCCUGAGAGCAUUCAUCUGUUAUACAGUGACAUUCUCACCCUCAGCUAAAGUAGAAAGAGACAAUUUUUAACUUACUGGAAACUGUUGCUUAGAAAACUGUUAACUUACCUGAACAAUUAAAGUUCUAAUAAAGCAGUUUGUCCUCAGAGGGCCCAAGAAAAAAAAAUUAUGCUUUUAUGUAAAGUUAACAGUAAAUUGUAGGGUAGUGAUGGAAUGAAACAGCGAUGGCUGGCUCCCAUAAGGACCUUAUCUUCGCCUGUGUAUGUAGCAAUGCAGCAUACAUUGGGGUCAAGCUGUGAACUCCAUUUCACAUUCGGAGCUGAGCAAGCACUGGAUCUCACGAAAACCAAAGUGAAUGUAAUGCAUUCUGAAUAUUUACUAUUGAGGAAAUUGAUAGGGCACAUAUUAGUCUUUUUUUCCUACUUAAAAGCAUUGGUCUUCCUCUUUUAUUCCGACUGCAGGUAGCAAUAACCUGGACAUUGGUUGCAGCUAGGGUCCUGGGUCUUCAGCUUGCCAUGCAGAAGAGCUGGUACAGUUGUCAUACCCCACACAGGCAGAAGUAAUCAGACAAAACAGGAAGUCCUCUAUCUGCCAUGAAAUGGAGGAAAAUCCUCAAACUUGCAGAAGAGAUAAGACAAGUCUCAAGACUUGUUUUGGUAAAAACCAAACCUAAGCUAUAAUUUCAGGGGCUUUAAAAAAGCACAGAGACAUGAAACUGCUGUGAUACCCCUGACUGUCUCAGCUUUUCAUGUUAUGCUGCUCCUGCCAUUUCACCUACCUAGCUGCUACAGGAGCACCUAGAGGCUGUAAGAAACCAAUUACUUAGAAUCAGGUACAGCCCCCACUGAGUGCACUAUCGCUUAGGAAGAAUUCACUGGCAGGGCCUAAACUCAAGAAUAUAACACAUCUGGAUACCCAGUAGGACUGAGUCAUAGUUUAAUAUGUCUGAUGAAUGUUCAAAAACGGGAUUAGACCAAAUGGUUACUGCCAUCACAAUAAUUAAGAGCAAAAGUUAACAGCAGGUACAGGGAACUGAUUCAGUUUCAGUAGGACUGAUGAACCCAUGGAAUUCAUAGAGAAAGGUUGUGAUCAUUACUUUUUAAUUCUUGCCUCAAAAACACAAUGAACUGGUCUCAGAGGUGCUAGCCCUUAACAUCAUAGGUCUGUACUACUACGUUCUGUUCUUAAAUAACUCAUUUUUCACAGAAGGUGUCUUAAAAACCACAUAGAGAUAUCUCUUGUGUUUGGCCUCAAAAGAGGAAAUAUUAAACGCUUUCUGUGUUACAUGCUCCGAUUGUAUAGCGGUACUUACCAAUGACUCAUACAUAUGCAUCUUCCUCACUAUAACAAAAUAAUGAAUGUCACAUUGAUCUCUAAACCAGACCACGUCAGACGGAAGCAACCAUCUUAAUUCUGACCACAAGAUUAGCAAAACAGAAGCGGCCAGCUACAUGAUAUUUUCCAUGAAUACAUGAAUAAGUAAAAAAUAAAUUAAAAAUUCCAAUCCAGAUUUUAAAAAAUUAAAAGUCUUGGAGAAUUCAAACAGCAACUUACUAAUUCUGUGUAUUGCAUAACCAGACUGAUGGUAACACAAAAUUGUGUUCCUCUUACUGUUAACAGUACCACAGAAGUACCAUUAGAAUGUGGAAACCGUUAACCACUCCUUACUACUAUGGAAGUCAGAAAAGAAAGACAAAGGAGAUAAAGGAGAGAACAAAGUUAAGCAGAUUCUCAUUUCCCCCCUAAAAUGCUUUAAACCCUAAAGACAUAGAGAAGAAUGCUGCCACAGUCUCAUGUCAAGCUAUGACAGAAAGGAUAUGUUUGUUGUCUUUUCAGUCACAAAAGAAAACGUGUACCAGUGCUUAUUCAGAAAACAAACCCCAAAAAAUCUUGCAGGUGAACAUACAGGUUCCAGGAAAACUAGGAAAGCUAUAUGGUAUUUAUGCCUCCACAAAUUAAUGUACAGAAGUCUUUUUUCUUUUAGGUCAAUUAUUGCUGUAUUUCUAAUGGACAUUACUCUUGUAUUAAGUCUAAGUUACCUCUUUAAGUAUUGAGGACAAUACAUAUUGAUAAGAAUAUUUUUUGGUUUGUAACACCUAAAUGAAGUAACAUCUAAAUGAAGUCCUGUUGCAGAGCAACAGUAUGAACCGUAACAUAACAGUGUGAAUUAGUAUUUUAACUUGAUUUUAGGGGAAAAAAUUAUCUGCAGAGAAAACAUUUUAAGUAACCAAAAAGUAAUAAAAACCGUUCAGAAGCA